GCCGCUACCAUUCCAAAACUAGCUAUGAACAGAACGCUCGUCACUUCCUGCUCUCUGUGUGCGUCUCUAAAACUAUCCCCUGUCUAUUUGGGAAAUCCUCUAAGUCUAUUCAAUGAUAUUUAUCUCAGCUGGGGAGCACAGAGGAAUAUUACACAGAGAACAUCCAUCCAUAAGAAAUACAAAACUUUAUUGACAAGCGUUUGAAGGAACAGUGACAGGCCGGCUGCUGGUGUAGGCCGUCAUACAUGUAAUAAGACGGGAGAAGGCGCGGGCUGUGUUGGCCGCCGGAGACGGCAGUGGCGUUCCUCUCGCAAGUUAUCCGUGUUCCCGCCAAGAUGAGCCUGUGUGGGAAGGAACUGUCCAACCUACUGGGUAUAAUGACGGAGGAGGCGUGCAGUAACACAUUCGAGGGCCUUUCAGCCGCCUUCCAUCACUACUUCUCCAAAGCAGACCAUUUCCGUGUGGGUUCCGUGCUAGUCAUGCUUCUGCAGCAGCCAGACCUACUGCCCAGUGUCCCGCAGCGCCUCACCGCGCUUUACCUGCUCUGGGAGAUGUACCGCACCGAGCCGCUUGCCGCAAACCCCUUCGCUGCAGUCUUCGCCCACCUGCUCAACCCACCGCCUCCUUCUGUAGAGGAGAUAGAGAGACCCCUGUCAGGAUUUCUGCCGCCAAUUACUCCACCAGAAAAAUUUUUCCUCUCACAGUUGAUGUUGGCACCUCCAAGGGAGCUAUUUAAAAAGACACCCCGCCAGAUUGCUGUGAUGGAUGUGACCAGUUUGGCUCAGCCAGUGGACAUCAGUGGACUACAGCUAGCUCUUGCCGAGCGCCAGUCUGAGCUCCCAACACAAAGCAAAGCCAGCUUCCCCAGUAUUCUAAGUGAUCCGGACCCAGAUUCUUCCAAUUCUGGCUUUGACAGUUCUGUUGCAUCACAAAUAAUAGAAGCUUUAGUCAGUGGUCCAAAACCGCCAAUUGAAAGCCACUUUCGUCCAGAGUUUAUCCGUCCCCCACCUCCACUUCAUGUUUGUGAGGAUGAGUUAGCUUGGCUCAAUCUUAUUGAACCAGAUCAUGCUGUUAAAUGGGACCGAUCCAUGUGCGUGAAGAACAGCACUGGAGUGGAAAUUAAGAGGAUUAUGGCUAAGGCUUUUAAAAGCCCACUUUCUUCCCCUCAGCAAACUCAGCUUCUCGGGGAAAUAGAAAAAGACCCUAAGUUGGUGUAUCACAUUGGCCUCACUCCUGCCAAGCUUCCAGAUUUGGUAGAAAACAAUCCAUUGGUUGCUAUUGAAAUGCUGCUCAAGUUAAUGCAAUCAAGUCAAAUAACUGAAUACUUCUCAGUGCUUGUCAACAUGGAUAUGUCUUUACAUUCCAUGGAAGUUGUCAAUAGACUAACAACAGCAGUGGAUCUUCCUCCUGAGUUCAUUCACCUUUACAUCUCAAACUGUAUAUCCACAUGUGAGCAGAUUAAGGACAAGUAUAUGCAGAAUCGGUUGGUGCGACUAGUUUGUGUUUUCCUCCAGUCGUUGAUUCGAAACAAGAUAAUCAACGUGCAGGACUUGUUCAUAGAGGUGCAGGCUUUCUGUAUAGAGUUCAGCAGAAUCCGGGAAGCAGCCGGCUUGUUCAGGUUGUUGAAAACAUUGGACACUGGAGAAAACCCUUCAGAGGCAAAGCCUUCAAAAUAAGAUGUUGCAUUCUCGUUACCUUUGUAAAGGAACUGCUUUCUGUAGCUGGAGUCUUGUAAAUUACAGUUUUUUUAAUUUUUAGUUGUACGCAUUUUGAUGUACUGUCCUCAGGGCAUGGUGUAUUGCUACAGCAUAGAAGCAUUUUAUGCCCAUUAAAUAGUUUUUUCAAUUGUAUACACGUUAGCACAAUCCCAAAAAUACUUCUAAAUAUUUAAAUUUGUAAAUAUUCUGUGACUAUUUGUUGGCUGGUUUGAUCUACAUUUCCAUAACUAAUAAGUGUUGGAAUAAAAGAUGAUCUUCUGAUGCCCUUACAGAACUAUGGAAGUGCUCUCCUGCCAGAAAGGAACAAUGUUAUUUGCAGGCAAAUCAUUGCACUUCUUAAAGCUAUGCUCAAAGUUUUGACUUUUUUUUUUUUUUUUUCUUUAAUGGAUACUUGCUUGAAGGUAUCCGGCCAUUGCUGAUUUUACAUUUGCUGGACUGUUUGGGGCACAAUAGGUAUGAAGGGCCAUGCCUGAAUCUUGUAGGCUGCUGUCAUUUCACUCUGCGAGCUGACGCCCUAUUGUACAGGUAUUGAAAAGAUUGUUUAAAAAAAGAAAAUUACGAGCUGAAAAAAAGUUUAUUCAUGUGGUAUGACAUUGGUCUGUUUUCUUUUGCCCCACUAGGAAUUUUUCUCAUGGGUAAGUGGAUCCAUUCUGCCCCAAGUACUUACCCACAGACACAGUUUCAUGGGAGUUAUAUGUAGCAGUCACAGUUUGUACUACAGGUGAACAGUGACUGCUGCCUGCCAAUUGGUUGCCACAGGCUAUAAGACCUCCUUGGAAAAUGACUUAAUUCUCCUAAUUUCUGCUCCCAAGCUGUUCUCUUCAGUGUUCUUACAUAGAGGUACAUUUAUACUGUGCUGAUUGUGUGCGUGGUGUAAAUCCGUAUCAAUAAUAAAUCUGUCGUUUAGGGUC
Messenger RNA from Xenopus laevis (African clawed frog), 2629 nucleotides. It is a transcript of the gene cnot11.L, whose product is annotated as CCR4-NOT transcription complex subunit 11 L homeolog. The transcript has 7 exons. Gene Ontology annotation, cellular component: nucleus; cytoplasm; CCR4-NOT complex. The record is from RefSeq and is a predicted model, not a curated record. The coding region runs from base 336 to 1676 and encodes 446 amino acids. Lineage: Eukaryota; Metazoa; Chordata; Amphibia; Anura; Pipidae.